AUGGGAUGUAGCGUUUCAACGAGUACGGAGAACGGUAAGAAUUUCGUCCAGCUUAGUGACAGUGUAGAUAUUUUCACUGAACGACAGAGGCGGAUUGUGCGGAAGACGUGGCGGCCGUUGGCAAAUGACAUGACAGGAAACGGCACCAAAGUGUUCCUACAUAUUUUUGAAAUGAACCCCAAAGUUAAACAACUGUUCCCAUGCCGGGACAAGACAGGCGAGGAACUGUUAAAGGACUUGAACUUCAAAGGACACGCGUCGCGUUUCAUGCAGAGCGUGGGGGCCGCCGUGGAUAAUUUGGACAAUCUUGAGACGUCGCUGGCCCCACUGCUUAUGAAUCUCGGUAAGUCGCACAACCAUUUCUCCGGAUUUGAGCUGAACUAUUUUGACUCGUUCACCGGAGCAAUGUUACACGUUUGGGAGUUGGAGCUACAAGACAGAUUCACACCGGAGGUGAUGGAAGCUUGGAAACUAGUAUUUGAUUACAUGAUGGGAAAAAUGAAAGACGGCUACAUAACACGCAGAGACGAAAAAUUGAACGAGACAAACGAACAAAAAAAUAAAAUAAUUGUUUAA
Saccoglossus kowalevskii is the source of this 576-nucleotide messenger RNA. RefSeq names its product neuroglobin-like. NCBI's taxonomy places the organism in Eukaryota, Metazoa, Hemichordata, Enteropneusta, Harrimaniidae. The record is from RefSeq and is a predicted model, not a curated record. Gene Ontology annotation, molecular function: heme binding; oxygen binding.